Messenger RNA from Acaulospora morrowiae, 1248 nucleotides. The record is from the annotation of a GenBank genome assembly. NCBI's taxonomy places the organism in Eukaryota, Fungi, Glomeromycota, Glomeromycetes, Diversisporales, Acaulosporaceae.
AUGAAUUUGACCCAACUUUUUGAUAGCAUUGUCUUAAAUGCCCAAGAAGCAAAAGAACAAUUUGAACGUGGAUUUGAAGGUGAAGCAUUUAAUAGACUUGAAGAUAUAACGAAAGCCAUAAAUCUCCUGAAAGAUUUUAAAUCAAAGUAUGCAGAGCUGAACAUAAGGUAUUUCAAUUAUCGGAUCCUUCGUAUAAAACUCACCUCAACAAUUACUACGCUUGAUUCCAUUAAAAAACAGUCAUCUUCGACGUCGGUGUCCUCGGUGACGCCAAUGGCGCCUUCAACCAAGCUGGUCAAGAGGACAGUUGCACAAAAAUAUGAGAAGCCAAGGAAGUCACUGAAAACAAGUGUGGAAGACACACCAACGAUCACGAGUGAAGUAUACGCCCUCAAUGUCCGCGAGCUUCCCAAUGAUCCUUAUACUACACAACCACCGCCACAAAUUUAUGCGCCUCCAGGAGCAGCGCUUCCAAGCACACCUCGUACGCAUACGCACGCACCAUUAGAUCCGGGGCUAUUGAAACACCUUGACGAUAUAUUUAUUAGCUUUCUGCAAACAAUAUGUUCAGAUUUGGAUGCCACGGAUUCCAAAGGCGAACAAAUUCAUCAAACAUUGAUGGCUAAGAAAAUGCAAAAACUAGAUGAAUCUCCAGAUUUUCGACCUUUCAAAUUUCGAAUUCAGGCUUUCACAAAUGCUUUUCAUGAAGAGUUGAUUCGUCAUGGGUAUAAUGAAGAGAUAUUACCGUUGAGGAAAGUUAAGAAUUAUUUGUGGACACAAAGGUAUAUCUCCCGAUUUAAUGAGGAUGGUAAGAAAGCUAAAUCCAAGGGUAAUCACGUGUGGAAUAUAGAAGCUAAAAAAACACCAGAUGGCGGAUGGAUAUUUCGAGAAUUUAAUCGUAAGAUUGCCGGAAUUCCCGACAAGGUUGCAUAUAUCGGAUUAGAGUAUAGAUAUGCUCCCCGCGUUUGGGAUCCGCAAGUGAAUGUUAAGUCCAUCAAAGCAGUUUUCCAUUCGCCCUGGCUUCCGGAUUGGCUACGCUGGGAAAAUAAUGUUCUCACGGGUACACCGGGAAUGGACGCUGAAGGUUGUGAAAUUACAGCAAUUGCCAAUUACUAUCACGGAGAUACUGUUUAUAAAUUAGAAAAAUCCUUCAGGAUCAAUGUCGCGCAUCCAGAUUCUUCGGAACAUCAGAUAAAUAUGAAUUCUGUGGCGAUGGCGGAUUAUCAGUUACAGCAACAUCUUGGUUGA